Messenger RNA from Cylicocyclus nassatus, 225 nucleotides. The record is from the annotation of a GenBank genome assembly. NCBI's taxonomy places the organism in Eukaryota, Metazoa, Nematoda, Chromadorea, Rhabditida, Strongylidae.
AUGAGCACUUACAUAUAUCAACCACAAAGUAAUGGAGGAAAGGUGAUGAAAAUGACAAGAGGUGAAGGCUUUUGUGGCGUUCAAAUGCUAGCUGAAAGGCUAAACGAGCUGUACACCUGGGCAGGGUGUGAGCCACCCGGAUUAAUGAGCAUUAUUGGAUAUUGGACGGGGGUCGCCGUCGCGGUUUUGGUGAUGAUGGUGGGCGUCCUACGUGAAAUGGCCUAG